This is a messenger RNA of Emiliania huxleyi CCMP1516, 11460 nucleotides long. RefSeq lists its product as hypothetical. The record is from RefSeq and is a predicted model, not a curated record. Gene Ontology annotation, biological process: protein deubiquitination involved in ubiquitin-dependent protein catabolic process. Gene Ontology annotation, cellular component: cytoplasm; nucleus. The transcript has 24 exons. NCBI's taxonomy places the organism in Eukaryota, Haptophyta, Isochrysidales, Noelaerhabdaceae. Gene Ontology annotation, molecular function: calcium ion binding; cysteine-type deubiquitinase activity; K63-linked polyubiquitin modification-dependent protein binding. Bases 1 to 11460 code for a protein of 3819 amino acids.
AUGCCCGACAAGCGGCGCUUCGCGAUCGCACAGCACGCCUGGGCCCCGACCGGCGGUGGCGACAACAGCAAGUACCUCUCCUUUGCGUCAGGCGACCGAAUAGAGGUUGUGGAGGAGCGGGAGUCGGGCGGCUGGUGGGCCGGCCGGCUGAAGGGCAAGCUCGGCUGGUUCCCCUCCUCCUUCUGCACCAUCCCGGCCGAUCCGAGCGAGUUUGGCGCGUUUGCGAGCGCCGCCUCGCCGCCGACGCAGAAGCACAGCCCUCGGACCGGCGGCUCGGACGAGUUCGUGCCGUCGCCCGCACGCGAGCCAGCCCGCUUGGCGGCGCCGCUGGCCGAGCUCAUAACCGGCGGCGCUACGGCGGUCGUCUCGCCCGUCUCGCCGGUGCAGGCCCCGUCGCCGGCGCGCAUCGCCGCUGUGCACCCUUCGCGCUCGGACCAGGCGCUCGCGGCGGAGCUGCGGAGCUUCCCGAAGCGCGCCGCGCUCCCCUCGUCGCUCGCGCAUAAGGCCGCGGGGGUGGAGCACAAGCAGACCGUCGACAAGCUGUGGGAGAUCGCCGCGUUCGCAGACGUCUUCGCCGACGCCGCCGGAGGGCGAGGCGGACGGGCGGGCGGACGGCACCACGGGUCGGCCAGGCACGCGCGGGGGCUCGCGGCGGAGAAGGGAUCCCUCUUCGACUUGCUCGAGCAGCUGGUGCCGAUGGUCGCAGCGGUGCCGCCCGGCGGCGUGCUCGUCGUGCCCGCCGCGCACGCGCCUAGCGGCGACUCGUCCUUUCUGCUCGUGCUGCGCCGCGACGACGACUCCACCUUUUCGGUCUCUGUGGCGGCGAGUGGGGGUGCGCCUCUCCGCCGCCACCCGGCGCGUCGCAACAGCGCGAGCGGCCAGCUCGAGUACGCCACUUCGCUGGUCGUGCGGGGCGUGCCUCGCGACCGGCUCGCCGACUCUGCCUUUUGGUUCCUCCUCCUUCGGCAGCCGUACGGCUCGCCGCCUCCGGCCGGGCACGCGGACGGGACGCUGCUGUACGAGGUCCUCCUCCCCGCGCUGUCCGACACGCCGCUCUCCGCCUCGGCCGCCGAGGCGGGAGGGCUGUGGUGGGGCGCGCAGCCCCUCUCGGGCGAUCGCGGCUUUGCGCUGGCCACUGGCGGGUGCUGCGAGCAGCGCCUGGUCACACCCGGCACCCGUGAGCAGGCGGCGUACGCCGACGUGCUGUGGCGCUGGACCGCGCUGCAGCUCGCCCUCGCGCAGGCGGAGUCCGCCGGGUAUGACCCGCUCGAGCCGCGCGCGCGCCUGUCGAGCUCCGAAUGCGAGCUGCUGCGCUUCGGAGCGCGGAAGCUGUGCGGUUGCGCCUCGAGCCUGAGGCACUCGGAGCUCGCCUUCUCCGCGGCGCACGCGGCUGCCCUCGAGGCGACUUGCGCGGCGGUCGGUGCGGUCACUGCGCCGCCAAAGGAGGCGGCGCUCGAGCUGCUCGGCGAGGGAAAGGGCGCCGCAGUGCGCGGGAUGUUCGACCUCUUUGGCCGCGCGCUGCGGGGCCGUUCGGUCGACCACCUCGCGGGCGAGUCCGCCCUCGUGGGCGAGUCCGCGCUCCCUCCGGUGGUGCUGCCGGUCGAGCUCUCGCUCGUCCCAGACUGCGUGAGCUCGUACGAGGACGUCUGCAACGCGCUGCGCCACGCGGUCCACUUGUGCGAGCUGCUCGCCAACCAGCAGGGCUACAUCCCAAACACGUACUGCUUGCGCGUCUCGCUGCUGCAGCACUUGCUCACCGCCGUCAUCCCUCUGCCGCUGCCAUGCUCGCACCCGCAGCGCGCGUCGCGCUGCUUCUGGGCCGCAUCGCCGAUGCGGUACGAGACGCAGGCGGACCUGCUGCGCUUGCUCAACCUCGCGUGCCGCCACUUCGCCGCCUGCUGCUUCUCGAUCCGCGUGACACGAUCCUUCGACGCGGUGCGGCUCGUGGUCGUCGCAACCAUCGCGACCCUCGCGGACGCGGUGAUGCGGAUCCGAUGCGCCGACGUGCCGUCGCUGCUCUGCCUCAACUACUCCGGCGAGGCGGAGGGGCCGGGCGACGCUUUCCACUUCGAGCUCGGCUCCUUCGCCGUCGAGUCGGAGGACCUGCAGCUCGCCUCGCCAGAGCUGCACUGCGCGCGCACGCGCGUCCUCGACUACUUUGCGGCGCAGCGGCCGCACCACCGGCCGAGCCGCGUCCUCUUCGGGUUCGAGCGCUCGAUGGAGUUUGGCGUGGCCGAGGAGGCGCUGCUGCGCCAGCUCUGCCUGCACAUGGCCUUCCCCACCGCAACGCACGGCCAGACCCACGCCGGCGGCUCCUCGCUGCUGCCCGCGUACCUCUCGGGCGAGUCGCGGCUGCUGCUCGAGAACUUCCCCGAGCUCGGCUUCUUCCGCGACAUGGUCUUCCUCUUCAAGAUGCUCAUGGUCCCCACCUCGGAGGCGCUGCCCGAGAUCUGCCCGUGGAUGCCGCUCGACGCGCUCCUCUCGUGGCGACACGACGCCUCGUCGGGCGCGUUCGUCGUCUCCGCCUUCGGCCGCACGCUCAACGCCGCCGCGAUCACCAAGCAGGCGGAGCAGGCGGAGAACUCGUCCUGGCUCGAGCGCAAGCUGCGCAAGGUGUUCGGCGUCACCAAGCCGCGCGCGCCGCCGUCAUCGGCGGACCCGCAGCAGCUGGUCAAGAGCGAGCUCGGCGUGGAGGUCCGGAUCGAGCGCGAGGAGGACGUGCUCCACCUGAAGCAGCUGCCCUCCUUCGACGGCGCGCUCCGCCCGCCCGAGGCGGAGCUACUGCUGCAGUACCUGACGGUGCCGUACCUGCGCGUGCCGCUGCUGCUCCGCUUCUUCUCGCAGCCGUCGCACGUGCACGCGCUCGGCUCGGCCAAGCUGCAGGCCGCGCUCGACGCCACGCUCUUCGAGCCGGGCCAGUGGCAGCUCGAGCGAAGCAAGGAGCUUCCCAAGUGCGUGCCGGCGCCGUCGCGUGCGCACCUCGCCACGCCUGCGGGCAUCCUCUUCAACGAGCUGACCAAGUCGCCCGCCGCGGUCACCGAGUCGGUGCUGCGCAUGGUCGAGCUCGCCAUCGAGCUCGACUCGGGCCGCUACUCCACCGAGUCGACCAACUGCUCCGCCAUCCUGUACGUGCUGCGCAUGGCCGUCCGCGUCGAGGGCUUCAUCCGCUCCGUGCUCGCCGCCAACCCGCCCGACGGGGCGCCGCCGACCGUCGAGCCGGCGCGCGGACUGCAGCUCGACCUGGCCGCGCUGGGGAAGCUGCGCCGCUGCUCGGUCGCGCUGCGGCGGAUGCUGCGCCGCGAGCUGCACGCGCUGCUCGAGCAGUGGAACAACGUGGCGCUGCGCGAGCGGGAGAUGAGCGCGGCGUGCACGCUCUUCGCGCACCUCGCCUUCGUGUACAAGCACAUCGAGGAGGACGAGAUCGACUACCAGGCCCUCUCCACGCUGCUCUGCGCGCAGGUCUUCCUGGGCAACAACCACACCUUCGACGCGGAGCCCGACCUGGCGUCGAAGGGCACGAAGCGCUCGUUCAAGGAGGAGGCGGUCUCCGACGCCGCGCUCGGCAUGCCGCAGACCGAGCUCUUCGAGAUCUUUGCUCGCCACCGCUGCAAGCUGCUGCGCGCCCUCGAGGCGAACCCGAAGCAGCGCAACGAGGCGAUGGAGGCGGUCGUGCGGACGGAGUGGCUGCGGCAGAUGACGACGACGAACGGCGCGAACGCGGAGGUCAACGUCCAGUUCGGCGAGUUCUCGCUGCGCAAGCAGACGCUCGGCCCGCUGCCGCCGCACGUGCGCGAGUCGCCCGACUUCGCGAUGGUGUUCGGCGAGGACGCCUCGGGCCCCACGGCCGAGCCGAUGCAGGCCGUGCGCGUCUCGUCGACCGCGCAGCGAGACUGGUACCACCUCGUCGGCAACCGCGCCGACGUGCACAUCUGGACAGCCGACACGCGCUCGCCCCCGCUCGCCGGCUGCCGCGCCUACCCGCGCGAGCUCCGCGCGAGCGAGCGGUGGGUCCAGGAGGCGAUUCAGCGGGCGCUGAUCCCCGACCGGAUGGCCGGCCUCGAGCUCGCCCUCGGGCUGGUGGUGCACGUGUACGACCUGCUCGAGCACGGCCGCCGCUGGUGGCGCUCGCUCGCCUGGUCGUCGGACGCCGCCGUCUCUCUGCACAACCUCUCGCCGCGCACCGUCGAGGCGCGAGGCAGCCGCGUCCACACCGUGAUGGGCAGCCUGCAGCGCUCCGUCCCGCCCGCGCCGUCGGUCGUCAUCUCGCGCCGGCUGACGGCUGCGCUCGGCAAGCAGGUCUUCGUGCCUCCGCGGCUGCUCUACGGCCUGAUCCCGACGGCGCUGCUCUCCGCCUACGACCUGUGGCAGAACGAGGACGGCUCGCUCAUCGGAGACGUCAAGCCAGGCCACCCGAUCGGCGAUGCGCUGCGCACGCGGCUCGCCGUCUCUCUUUCCGAGGUGGGCGGCACCGUCAGCGGCGCGGUGCGGCGGCUGUGCCUGGUCGACGAGCCGACGCCGGAGGUGGGCGGGCCGAACGCCGCCUCGAUUGUGCCUCGCGUGGCGGCGGCGCAGGGCGCCUCGUCCACCUUCGCAGCCUCGAGCGCGGCGGCGACCGCCGAGGUGGACACCGCCAAGCCGGCGCACACGCUGCUCAACCUGCUGCUCGCCGCACCGGGCUCGCCGCUCCGAAGCCUCGCCCUCCGCUUCGGCCGACUCGAGGACCUGUCGCACGAGGGAGCCGGCGGCCGCGGCUUGCGGCUGUACUGCGCGCAGCACGAGGGCUUCUACCUGUCGCACCGCUCCUCGCCCGGCAUCUCCGAGCUGCUGCGCGGCGUGCCGCACUCUCUGCUGCUCGAGAAGGACGGCGGCAGCCUCUCGCUCCUCGUCUCGGCCUGUGCGCGCCCGCGCCGCGCCGUGCUCGCCGCCGGCCAGUCUGCCGCCGCGCAGGCGCUCUCGCGGCUCUUCCCGUGCGAGGUGGAGCUGGACAACAACGACGAGCACUGGGUGGCGAGCCUGGGGCCGACCAAGGCGUACCUGUACCCGGUCCACCUCUCCCAGUCCUUCCUCUUCUUCCCCUCCCUCGCCGCCGCCCUGUACAUGCUGCUGCUCAAGCUGCUCGCGCGGAGGUACGAGACGGCGAGCGAGAUGGCGCCGCAGUGCGUCUGCGACAGGCCCCUCUCGCGCGAGGAGGCCCAGAUCGUCGCUCUCUUCAACGAGACGCGCGGCGACCAGCACCCGGACGCGCACGCCUGCCGGCUGCGCAUCUCGCUGCACGCUCUCCACACGCCGCUCUACCCGGAGCUGCCUUGGGACCUCGCCGAGGAGCUGAUCGCCUACACGCGCAAGCUCGGCCACGUCUCGCUCCUGCUCCGCCUGUCGGUCUACGACGAGCUCGUGCUGCUCACGCACCUCUCCGUCACACUCAACCGGCAGGAGGUGGGCCUCAAGCCGCAGGCAGUGCAGACGCGCGACACGCUGCCCUGCCCCGCCUUUGGCGGCGGGCCGCACUUCGACGCCGUGCAGGACCGCACCUCCAUCUCUGGCGAGGGGCUCGGCGCGCUCUUCGGCAAGUUCGAGGCGCUCUCGUACUCGCGGCCGGAGAACCCGGUCGGGCGAGAGGCGGCGUCGGCGCUCGACCGCUGGCUGCGGAACGGGCUCGAGCUGCGCGGCGGGCGCGACCAGAAGGGGUUCCUGUUCCUGUACGAGCUAAUGCGCGGCGAUGUCUUCUUCAAGCUGCUCUCCAACGACUCUGGCCACACCCUCGGCUGCUUCUUGCUGCGGCUGCUGCCCGCCUCCGAGUGGAGCUCCAAGGGGGUGCUCAUGUCGACGCUGCGGGUGAUGGCGCACAACCCGCAGCUCGCCCGACACCUGCCCAAGUUCGAGGACGACCGCAACGUCAAGGUCUCCGUGAUGUUUCGCGGGCAGGACGUCCUCGCCAAGCUCUUCGAGAAGCUCACGCUGGUGCUCAAGGGCCUCGAGGCGGACGGACACAUCCAGUGGCCACUCCACUCCUUCCCCGCGCUGAAGCUGCAGCCGCUCGUGCGCCUGCCCGCCCCGCUCCUCGCCCGCGUCCACGGCGCCGACAGCGCCACGCCGCUGCCGCUCCCGUACCGCCGCUGGCUGUGGCUGUCGGACGGCGCGCCGAGCGCGCCGCGGCGUCUCCGCCUCGCCUCUUGCGCGGAGGGCGAGGCGGACGCGCUGGCUGGCACGCCGCUCCGCCCGAUCGACCUGUCGCGCCUCGUCGUGGAGCGGACGCGCUCGCAGCGCGGCCUCCCUCCGCUCGAGGCGAGGCUGCCCUUCGCGCUGUCGAGCCACCCGGCGGCGCAGUCGGACCUCGCCGCCGCGAUGAUCCGGAGGCUCGAGGAGGACUUCCUCUUCCACACGCACCACCAGAACGAGCUCGCGCUGCCCGAGCUGGUGGGUUUCACCGACGCCGAGCUGCGGGCGCAGGCGACCACACCGAGCGGCUGCCGCGCGCUGCAGGACGCCGCGGCCUCGCUCGUCGAGCGGCUGCAGGCGCUGCUCCAGCGCGACAACGACCGGAUGCUCGCCCUCUCGGAGCUGCUGCUGCUCAACCCGUACCUCUCCCGCGAGCAAGCGGCGCGCGUGUCGGACGAGACCGCGCUCGCACUGCUCACCGCCAACCGCAUCGCCCAGUCCCUCCGCUGCCUCGACGAGGCGCGCGGGCUGCAGGUGCUGCUGCUGCAGCUGCAGGCGCCGCCGCGGCCAAAGAACGCGACCGCUCUCAAGCGCGAGCUGCAGCGCGAGGUGAGCUCAAAGGCGAACCUGCUCGCGUCGGCGCUCGUCUCGCGCCGCCACUACUUUGGGCCCUCCUCGACGGGCUCCUCGCUCGUGUACGAGCCCCACUUCCUCAUCUACGAGUUCACGCACGGCAUGCUCCUCCGCGAGGCGCAGGUCUCGCUGCUGCGCAAGUUCCUCGACGCGCAGGCGGCGGGCCGCUCGCUCUGCCACCAGCUCAUCAUGGGGCAGGGCAAGACGACGGUCAUCGCGCCGAUGCUCGCCAUCAUGCUCGCGGACGGCGAGCGCUUCGUCGUCUCCGUCGUGCCGCCGCACUUGCUGCCCUCGGCGCAGGGUGUCCUGCGAGAGCGACUCGGCGGGCCCGUCGCUCGCCCUGUCUACGGCAUGCGCUUCGACCGGUACACCACUGUCGAGGGCUCGCUGCUCGAGCGGCUGCGGCACGCGACGCGGCUGCGCGGCGUGCUGCUCCUCGACCCGACCUCGCUCAAGUCGGUCCUGCUCAAGUUCAUCGAGGGCGUCGCCUCCCUCCAGGGCGAGGCUGCCCGCCGAGCUGCUCAAGCGCAUCACGCGGCUGCUCGGGCUGCGGCGGCGGCAGCCCGGCUCGAUCGGGCGCAAGCGGGCCGAGGCGCCGCGCCACGGGAGGGCGCCGAGUUGAGCCGCGGGCUGGCCGAGAGUAGGCGCAAGCGCGCCGAGGAGCUGCGACACGAGACGCGCACGCUCGCCGACGUCCUCUCCAUUCUCCGCAAGUCGGUCGGCCUCCUGGACGAGGUGGACGUGCUGCUCCACCCGCUGCGCUCCGAGCUCAACUGGCCGCACGGCGAGCGCAAGCCGAUCCACUUCGCGCCGCUGCGCUGGCAGCUGCCCUUCCACCUCCUCGACGGCAUCCUCUACCCGAUGAGCCGCAAGUGCACCGCCGCGUGGCACGAGGGCCCCGAGGCGCAGCAGCUGCUCGGACAGAUCACCGAGGCGGUGGACGAGGGUGCGCGCGACUUCUCGGUGCAGCGGGCGCCGCACUUCGUGCUGCUGCAGCGCCCCUUUUACGACGCGCGCCUGCGGCCGCUCCUGACCCACUGGGCGCUGCUCUGGCUCCGCCGGAACCGCGUGCAGCACGGCUCGGACGAGCAGAUCGCGGCGUACAUCGGGCGCGACCCAGACGCAGACGGCAGCGGGACGGUCCUCGCUGACGGCUCGCUCGGCAGCAAGCCGGGCGGUCCCGAGGCGGUCGGCUUGCAGCGGUGGGACGACCUCGUUGGCACGAUGCCGGAGGAGCACGCGCAGCUGCUCAACCUGACGCACACGUGGCUCCGCUCGGUGCUGCCGCACGUGCUCUCCAAGGUCGGCCGCGUGCACUACGGCCUCCUGCCCGACUCAGCGCUGCUCCAGGAGGCCGCCUCGAGCUCGACGCCGCAGGCGCGGCAGCUGCUCGCGGUGCCGUUUGUUGGCAAGGACGUGCCCUCGCAGGCGGCAGAGUUCUCGCACCCCGACGCGCUCAUCGGCCUCUCCAUCCUCGCGUACCGGCACGAGGGCCUGCGGCCGCAGGACCUGCGCGCGCUCUUCUGCCUCCUUCUCGAGACGAUGGGGCAGGAGGGGGGGCCGUUCCGCGACCGACCCACCUGCCGGAUGUACUCGCACUGGAUCGAGCUUGCCGGCCGCCACGUGCGAGGCGCCUCGUAUGUGGGCCAGAGCGGCGGCCAGCCGCGCGGCGGCGGCGUGGACUUGCUCACCCCCGAGCCCGACCAGCUCUCCGCCCGCAACUCCGAGGCGCACGACCAGGAGGGGCUGUGGCCCCUGCAGCUCGUCAACCCGGGCGACGCCGAGCAGAUGGGCGUGCUCUUUGGCCUGCUCGGCCAGCUGCCGCACGCGAUCCAGCACUACCUCGAGCAGCUCGUCUUUCCGCUGACGAUGCAGCACCAGUCGCGCAAGCUCUCUGCGAACGGGCAGGACCUCGGCUCGAGCGCGCUCUUUGGCUGCCGGCUGGGCUUCUCGGGCACGCCGACCCGCUGCGCCGCGACUUCUAGGAAGCUGCUAGGAGCCCUCUCGGAAGCGUCCCUUAGGCACGCCGUCGUGUCGUACGACUUUCUGCCCGACAGCUGGAGCGUGCACCAGCUGCUCGACGACAUCGCCGACGCCUCCCCGCCGUACCACACGCUGAUCGACGCGGGCGCGCUCAUCACCGGGCUGACCAACGUGCAGGUCGCGCGGUACCUCCUCUCGCGAGGGCUCUACGGCAUCGAGGGCGUCGUAUUCCUCGACGAGCGAGACCGCCAGAUGAUCCUGCUGCGCGCCGGGCUCAAGGUGCUUGAGCUCAAGGGCUGCGGCGUCGCCGCGGCGCGCCGCUUCACCUUCUUCGACCAGGUGCACACGACGGGCGUCGACGUCGAGCAGACACUCUCUGCCCGCGCGGCGAUGACGCUCGGCAAGGACAUGACCUUCCGCGACUUUGCGCAGGGCGCGUUCCGCAUGCGCGGCAUCGGCGCCGGCCAGACGAUCUGCCUGCAGAUGACGCCGCAGCGGCUGGCGCACGUCUUCCGCCAGCGGUCGCUCGAGCACCUCCUCGCCCACCACGCGAGGUGCGGCACGCCCGAGGCGCGCUCGCACGAGAAGAGCGCGCUGCGGGUGUUUGUCGAGCCGCUCGCCUUCGACCUUCCCUCCGCCGUGCCCGCGCCCGUCCGCUGCGGCGAGCGCGCGCUCGCCCUCGCCGAUGCGCACCGCGGCUUCCUGGGCAGCGAGCUGGCCGCCGAGGAGAAGACACUGUACCAGGAGGUGGUGCACCAGAGCUCGAGGACCCAGCGCUCGCUGAUGAUGGAGCACAACUUUUCGCGCGAGGCGGACUCCGACCGGCCGUGGGACCUCAAGCUGCUGCACGAGGUCUACUCCGCCUCGCCGACCGGCAUGUUUGGGACCGGCGGCCCAUUCUACCCGUGGUCGCGCUUCGGCGUCUACCGGUCGGGCGCGCAAAAGGCGCGGCCGCUCAAGUGGCCCGCGCGGCUCUGGAUGUCGAACAACCACUUUUGGCCGGGCUGGACGCUCAAGGCGCACCGCCGCCUCAAGAACGUCAUCUGCGCCAUGGAGUGGCAGCCGCCGUCGCGCCGCUCGUCGACCGACGCCCUCGGCGUGACGCCCUCGCUGACGUCGGCCGAGGCGGCGCGCGUGCGCGCCUCGUUCGGCUUCUUCGACGCGGCCGCCGACGGGAUGCUCACCGCCGCGGAGCUCGCCGCCCUCGGCCGCGCCGUCGACCUGCACACCGUCGCUGCCAUCGCGUCCGCCGCGUCCGACUCGCUGCAGGACGGCGGCCGGCGCGUGGGCGCGCUCACGCUCAGCGAGCCCGAGUCCCCGGUGGUGCCGCUGGUGGAGGAGCAGCUGCGCUCGCACCAGGAGGGGCCCGGCUCGCGCCACUGGAUCGUCCUCUCGCUCUCCGAGGCGGAGUCGUUGCGCGGGGCGCUGCACAUCUCGCAGGAGAAUGGCGACGGGCUGCUCGCGGCGGGGUACGCCGGCUCCGACCCGCCGCCGCUGGUCGCGCUGCACACGCACUCGGAGAUGCUGGACGCGGUCAACUACGUGAGCGACUCGACCUCCGAGUACGAGCAGGGCGUGGUGCGCGAGUGCUUCUCCUUCCUCUCGUCGCACACCGAGUUUGGCACGCGCGCGCAGCACCUGCUGCUGCGCUGCCUGCAGAGCAACGACCCGAAGGAGCGGCAACACUUCUUCAACGAGGUGCGCUCCUGCCGGCGGCGGCGGCAGUCGGCGUGGGAGCGGACGCCCGCCGCGGCCGUGCUGCAAGAGAAGGACGAGUUCACCCUCUUUGAGCACCGCGCGCUCCUCGCCGCGAUGUCGCACCGCAUGCAGGCGCGCGGCCUGUCUCCGCUGCAGGCCUUCCACGCCUUCAACGUGUCUCGCUCGGGGCUGAUCGGCUCGUCGGAGCUCUACUCUGCCCUGCGGUGGCUCGACAUGCCGGUCACCGUCCCGCAGGUCCACGAGUCGAUGCGCCGCCUCGACGCCGACCACGACGGCCUCAUCUCGUGCGACGACUUUGACCUCGUGAUCCCGCUGCUGCGCAUCCCCGAGCUCUACCGCUCCGCGCCGAAGACGCCCGCGCGCCUCCUCUCGCGCGAGGAGCUCGCGCGCUUCGCCUUCUCGCUGCGGCCGGCGUCGGGCUUCGUGCGGGUCGCGCGGCUCCACAAGCCCGGCGCGAGCAGCCUGACCGUCUGGCAGCCGGUCGAGCGCGGCGGUCUCUCCGCCGGCAAGGCGGUCGUCACGCUCGGCCACCACGCGAGCACCGCGCUGGAUGCGGUCCCCGCGCGGGGCGCCGCCAUGGUGGUCGAGGCGCGCGCACCUCUGGCGGCGCUCGACCAGGUACUGCCGCCGCCCGAGCGGUACUUGUGCGUGUGGCACGUGUCAGGGCCCGAGCCGCUCUCCAUCUGGCAAGCCGUGCCCCCGUCCAAGGAGUUUGUGCCCCUCGGCUCCAUCGUGACUUGCACAGGACGCGAUCAGCAGCCGCCGCUCGACGCGAUGCGCUGCGUGCCAAAGGCGUGGGCCACCAAGGCGGCGGCGCCGGAGCUCAUCUGGGAGGGGAGCGAGGGCUGCAUCUGGCAGGCGGCGGCCAUGGGCGUGCUCCUGCCGACGCGCGGCCGCGCCAAGCCCGACGCCGUGCUCGAGCUUGACCCACGCAAGAUGCGACUCGAGGCGCCGGCUGGGCGAUGA